This is a messenger RNA of Cheilinus undulatus (humphead wrasse), 1500 nucleotides long. Its product is annotated as basic proline-rich protein-like. The annotation marks the transcript as partial. The record is from RefSeq and is a predicted model, not a curated record. NCBI's taxonomy places the organism in Eukaryota, Metazoa, Chordata, Actinopteri, Labriformes, Labridae. The transcript is spliced from 2 exons.
UCUCCUCCUCCAUCUCCUCCUGAACCUCCUCCAGCAACUCCAGCCGCACCUCCUCCAUCUCCUCCUCGACCUCCUCCAUCUCCUCCUCCUCCUCUACCUCCUCCAGCCUCUCCUCCUCCAUCUCCUCCUCUACCUCCUCCAUCUCCUCCUCUACCUCCUCCAUCUCCUCCAGCCUCUCCUCCUCCAUCUCCUCCAGCCUCUCCUCCUCCAUCUCCUCCAGCCUCUCCUCCUCCAUCUCCUCCUCUACCUCCUCCAUCUCCUCCAGCCUCUCCUCCUCCAUCUCCUCCUUUACCUCCUCCAUCUCCUCCAGCCUCUCCUCCUCCAUCUCCUCCUCUACCUCCUCCAUCUCCUCCAGUCUCUCCUCCUCCAUCUCCUCCAGUCUCUCCUCCUCCAUCUCCUCCUCUACCUCCUCCAUCUCCUCCAGCCUCUCCUCCUCCAUCUCCUCCUCUACCUCCUCCAUCUCCUCCAGCCUCUCCUCCUCCAUCUCCUCCAGCCUCUCCUCCUCCAUCUCCUCCUCUACCUCCUCCAUCUCCUCCAGCCUCUCCUCCUCCAUCUCCUCCAGUCUCUUCUCCUCCAUCUCCUCCAGCCUCUCCUCCAGUCUCUCCUCCUCCAUCUCCUCCUCUACCUCCUCCAUCUCCUCCAGCCUCUCCUCCUCCAUCUCCUCCAGCCUCUCCUCCAGUCUCUCCUCCUCCAUCUCCUCCUCUACCUCCUCCAUCUCCUCCAGCCUCUCCUCCUCCAUCUCCUCCAGCCUCUCCUCCAGUCUCUCCUCCUCCAUCUCCUCCUCUACCUCCUCCAUCUCCUCCAGUCUCUCCUCCAUCUCCUCCAGUCUCUCCUCCUCCAUCUCCUCCUCUACCUCCUCCAUCUCCUCCAGCCUCUCCUCCUCCAUCUCCUCCUCUACCUCCUCCAUCUCCUCCAGCCUCUCCUCCUCCAUCUCCUCCAGCCUCUCCUCCUCUACCUCCUCCUGUAUCUCCUCCUCUACCUCCUCCAUCUCCUCCAGCUCCUCUUGUACCUCCUCCAUCUCCUCCAGCCUCUCCUCCUCCAUCUUCUCCUCUACCUCCUCCAUCUCCUCCAGCCUCUCCUCCUCCAUCUCCUCCAGUCUCUCCUCCUCCAUCUCCUCCUCUACCUCCUCCUGUAUCUCCUCCUCUACCUCCUCCAUCUCCUCCAGCUCCUCUUGUACCUCCUCCAUCUCCUCCAGCCUCUCCUCCUCUACCUCCUCCAUCUCCUCCAGCCUCUCCUCCUCCAUCUCCUCCAGUCUCUUCUCCUCCAUCUCCUCCAGCCUCUCCUCCUCCAUCUCCUCCUCUACCUCCUCCAUCUCCUCCAGCCUCUCCUCCUCCAUCUCCUCCAGUCUCUCCUCCUCCAUCUCCUCCUCUACCUCCUCCAUCUCCUCCAGCCUCUCCUCCUCCAUCUCCUCCAGCCUCUCCUCCUCCAUCUCCUCCUCUACCUCCUCCAUCUCCUCCAGCCUCUCCUCCUCCUCCUCCAGCACCACCUCCUCCAUCUCCU